ACUUUAUUAAUGAAAGGUAAAACAUUUAAACCGGGUGAACCGUAUACUCAUCGUCUGAAUAAAAUCCUUGAUGAAUAUCCGGAUGGAUCUCAAAUCCUCCGCGAAAUUCUUCAAAACUCUGAUGACUCUAAAAGCCGCACGCAAACAUUUUUACUGGAUCAUAAUACUUAUCCAACUAAAAAAUUAAUUGAGCCUGUACUGAAUGGAUAUGAUAAAAGUGACUUGAAAUUAGAUCGAUAUCAAGGUCCUGCUCUUUUAUCAAGAAACGAAGCCACAUUUGAAGAACGUGAUUUUCAAUCAUUAUUAAGAUUGGCAAAUAGUGAAAAGCGUGAUCAAUUUGAUAAGAUUGGGGCGAUGGGUGUAGGUUUUAACUCUAUUUACCAUAUAACCGAUUCCCCUGCCUUUAUUACUGGUGAUCAAUAUGUUAUUCUUGACCCACAUGAUUGGUACUUCGAUGGUGGUAUUAGAUAUAAUUUUAUUGAUGAUAAUAUUCCCGCUGAUUACCCGGAUCAAUUUGCACCUUUCACUAAUACAUUUGGCAUUCCACGUAAUAAAAAAUUAAAUGGAACUAUUUUUCGUUAUCCCCUUCGUACUGUUCAGGAUGCUAAAGAUUCAGAGAUUUCAAAAAAUGAAUAUAAUCCAACUAAACUAUUAAAUAUGUUUGACAAGUUUUAUGAAAAUGAAAGCAUUAAUUGCCUUCUUUUCUUAAAAUCCGUUGAAUCCAUCAAAUUCUUUGAGUUGAAAGAAAAUGAGUCUACUCCAAAUUUACUCUACUCAAUAGAGAUCGUAAAUGCAAAACAAAUACGCAAAAAGCGCGGCUUGGUUGAUAGAAGUAUUAGUUCUUUGAUGAAGGAACUUGGCGAACAAAAACUUUCCGAUAAUUCUGCUUUGGAAUCGGUAUUUGUGGUGACUUUUCGUCAACAAAAAGGCGAUGAAGAGCCACGAGAAAGUCAAUGGAUUAUUUUUGGUUGGCUUGGUGAUUUAAAAGCUACUGCUACUUAUUUCAAUGAAACUUUUAAGAAGAAAAUAAUUGAUUAUAAGCUUAUUCCCAAUGUUGGAAUUGCUGUUCCACUUAAUGAUCCUGAAGCUAUUGGAAGAUUAUUUUGCUUUCUCCCUCUUCCUAUAUUAAUGCCUUUUCGUGUUUCCGUGCAUGGUCAUUUUGCUGUCAGCACAAAUCGACGUUCAUUAUGGUCUGCUGCCGAUGGCGAAGAUUUGGCUGAGGGUACAUUAGCCAAGCUCAAGGUUUUGUGGAAUCAAUAUCUUUUCAAUGUUAUACUUCCACAAGCUUGGGCAAAAUUUUUAGUCCACCUUCCUAUCGAAGCACCUGAAAUUAAUGCCAAUGAAUUCUACAGUUUCUGGCCAAUUAUUAAAGGAUCUGGUCCUGGCGAUCUUGUUAAUAAUCAAUCUAAAAAUCUUUUAUUUUAUACUAUUGAAAAUCUCAAGGUUGCUGAUAAAGUUUUUUGUGGUCCUCCAAAAUCUUGCUCGCUUGGAAAUGUAUCUGAUAUAUUAUCAUCAUGUCAAAAGAUUUUCACGCCCUGUGGAACUACGUUUCAUUUAUUGUCGAUAGAAAGUGGUUUCCUUCCUGAUGAAUCUGCUCAUUCUGAUAUCUUAAGAAUUAUCGAAAGUAUAGGAUUCCCUUUAAUUAACAUUGAUCCUAAAAUAUAUGAAGAGUUGAAAUGGUCUUGUCAUAAAGAUUCUUUAAAUGUUUGCUCUCCACAUUUUGUAAGAAUGUAUCUUCAUCAAAACAAAUCAAAAUGGGAAAGCUUAAAACGAGAUGAUAUUAUAUCGUUAUUUGAAUAUGUACUCAAAGACAAUAAUUAUACCGAAUUAAAUGGUCUUACAAUGAUUCCAUUAUCCGAUGGAACUUUUGGAACAAUUUCACAACAGAAAAAACAUUAUUUUGGAAUUAAAUCAAAAUCGAGAAGUUUGACCUUUUAUAUUGGACCUGAUUGUAAUAAUUCCAUUGGUGAUAAUGAUGAACGAAAUAUCUUUGCAAAUAAUUUAAAUAAAUUUAUUGACAAAAACAUUCCUAAUGAGCUAUGGAAUCUACUAUACGAAGGUGCCCAAGAAGAAUGGGACCUCAAUAUUAAAAUCCUAGUCCCAUCCGUGGUAGCCAACAUGAUUACGGAAGAAUUAAAUGGAUAUUCAGCUGGAUGUGAUGAGAUUUCGUUGGGUGAUUCUUUUGAAUGGGUUUUUAAAAUUUGGGAUAAUUUUAAAGAAAGAGAUUAUGAUCUGAUGGAAUUUGAGGACAUUCAUAUAUUGCCAACUAAUAAUGAAACUUUGAGAAAAUUAAAAACCAAUCAGAAAUGUUUUUGGAAUAGUGUAAAUAAUAAACUUGACAAUGACGUGCAACCUCUUAUUGAAAAACUUGGUAUCGUUUUUGUUGAUAAACAAUUUGAAAAACGUGUUACUUAUAGCCGAUCAAAGUUAUCAAAAUACGUAAUUGGUCUUGAAAAUUUAACAGAAGUUUUGACUUGCUUAAAUGUGGUUGAUACAUUUCCGAAAAAUGUUCAGAUAAAAUUACAACCUCAGGAUGCAGAAAUAUUGAUUAAUUACUUGCGUUGUUUAUCUCCUGACAAUUCCAUUAACAAUAUUGUCAAAUAUCUUCCAAUUUUUUCCGAAGUCGGUAAAGAAGAUCUUAUCCCACUUAGUCCUAGCAGGAGAAUUUGGUAUUUGCUUCCAUCUGAAGACGAGAAAAAUUUUGGAAAAAUAAUUGCACCGGAUACAGUGGGAUUUCUUGAUACAUCAACACCCAACAAAAGAUUUCUUUUAGAAAGUAUCAUAAAAGUUAAACGAUUAUCACAACAAGAAUAUUGGACUAAAUUUGUGAUCCCACAUUUGGGAAGUCAAACGCCAGCAACAAUUGAAAUUGUGAUUAUGAAACUUUUUGAACGUUUACAACUUCUCCUUUCAGAAAAUUCAAACCUAAGAAUUGAUUUAGGAAAUAUAGCGUUUAUUCCAGCAAGUACAUUUCAACAAAAAGAAAAACAAGGAACUCAUGUUGAAUUAAAAAAACCUACAGAAUUAUUUGAUCCAGAUAAUUAUUAUUUUUCAGAAUUAUUCUUUGAUGAUGAACGUCUAUUUCCUGCCAGAAAUUUUUCUGAAAAGUUUCGUGACAACUUUUUGACAUCAUUAAAAUUGUUGGGAAUGAAAUCAAAUCUUUCUUCAUCUGAUAUUAUUCAACGACUAGAUGUGCUUGCCAAACGAAGAAAGGAUGAAUUUGAUAUAGUGCAUAAAAAAUCUCUGAAACUAGUUCAAUAUAUUGAUCAAAACUAUUAUACACUUUCACUGACUAGUCGACAACCAUAUAACAUGCCACAAUUAUUUGCUACAACUAAUAUUGAUCUUUUGUCAAUAUUACAAACCAGAGAAUGGAUUCCAACAGUUGAUUUUACGGGUAAAAAACAAUUUUCUAAAGCCAAUGAAUGUCGAAGUACAAAGCAUAAGAAUUUGGUUGGAUUAGUAAUGCCAAUUAUAGAAUAUUAUUUUGAUAACAAAACUUUUAUGAAAGAUAUGCAAUGGGAUUCUAAUCCACCUGCUGAUAUAGUUAUUGCUCAACUUAAAGCAUUCGUAAUUGAACUUGAGAAAAACUUGGGUAAAUCAGUAAUCAUCGAACUUCCCUAUGCAUUUAAAAAUUAUAAAGAAUUAUUUAAAGAAAUGGGAGUUAGACAGAAAAUAGGUAUUCUAGAUUUAAUAAACGUUAUAAAAGAAUUUCACUCGAAUGAAGUUAAUACUGUAAAGACAUUAUCGAACGAAGAAUUGCAGAAAGUAGUAUCAAUUAUUGAAUUAAUAGCAAAUAGAGUUAAUGAGAAAAAUGAUUCUAGUGAAAGUUUAAAAGAUUUAUUGGUGCCAAGUACAGAUUGUCAUUUGGUGAAUUUAUAUGAAAUUUAUUAUGAUGAUAUGAAGACAAGAUUAAAUGAGGAUGAGAAAAAUGAAUUAAAAAUAGUUCAUUCUUUAAUUUCUUAUUCUGUUGCAAAAAUUCUUGGAAUGAAAAUGCUUGCUGGAAAAUUUAUUGAUUCUGAGACAAAUAAUAAUUAUGGAGAAGUUUACGAGCAAAAUGAGCAAUUAGCU
Messenger RNA from Dentiscutata erythropus, 4071 nucleotides. NCBI's taxonomy places the organism in Eukaryota, Fungi, Glomeromycota, Glomeromycetes, Diversisporales, Gigasporaceae. The record is from the annotation of a GenBank genome assembly.